Messenger RNA from Colletes gigas, 423 nucleotides. Its product is annotated as cuticle protein 19-like. Lineage: Eukaryota; Metazoa; Arthropoda; Insecta; Hymenoptera; Colletidae. Gene Ontology annotation, cellular component: extracellular matrix. The record is from RefSeq and is a predicted model, not a curated record. The transcript has 4 exons. The coding region runs from base 1 to 423 and encodes 140 amino acids.
AUGGAGGUCAAGGAGGACAUUGUUCUUACGUCAAAGACCCUUUUGGUCGCUACGUUUCUGGCGUUGUCGAUGCUGCUCGUCGCGACAGUCGAGGCCGGACACGCGCACUCUUUCCAACAUUUCCACGGUCCCGUGAUAGGCGAUGGUCAAGAGGUCACCUGGAAAGACAAACACGGCCACCAUCAUCACGAUUACGUGGCCUAUCCGCACUACAAGUUCUCCUACGGCGUGGAGGACCAUCACACCGGCGACUAUCAUGGCCAAAAGGAGCACAGGGACGGCAAAGAAGUCGUCGGGGAAUACACGGUGAAAGAACCAGGCGGCAACGUUCGAACCGUGAAAUAUCAUGCCGGAAAGGACGGCUUUUUCGCCCGUGUCUUCAACAGCAACGGCAACGACCACCAGGGAGACCACCAUCGUUAA